CGCCCAUACAUUCCGCAAAAUUGGGCGUCAUCGGUUGGCAAUGUGGCGAUUGUAACCACUCUUUUCUCUUAUGUUGUGUUCUCUUUCUUCAUCGUAAAUUCCAAAACAGAGAAUUUGACCUACAUACAUUUUUUCAUUUCAAUAUGGGUGUUCAAAAUAUAAAUCGUGGUGUCGUUCUCACGGGAAUCCUGGGAGUUCUGGUGUCGACAUAUACUCUGUACGUCGAAAUGGCUGCAGAGUCCCGGCCAGGAUAUAAAGCACUCUGCGACCUCGCUGAACACGCUAGCUGCUCCAGGGUUCUUACAUCUGAGUAUUCUAAAGCGUUUGGUUUGCUGCCGAGAAAUUCAGCUUUUGAAGUACCAAAUUGCAUUUACGGCACACUCUUCUAUUGUAUUAUGAUCUUCCUGAGCACCUAUGACAACAUAGCUGUAGUGCGACUUCAACUUCUACUGAAUACAGCAUCGCUAAUAACUUGUGUGUACUUGGCUUACCUUCUAAUAUUUGUUCUAUACGAUUUUUGCAUUGUAUGUGUAUCGACGUAUGUAAUUAAUACUUGUCUUACGUAUUUAUCGUUUAAAAAACAUUCCUUUCUAAAUAAGAAACAGAAAUAAAUAUGUACUGCCAUCUAUCGUCUACAUAGUGACAUUUUUAUUACUGUCAGUGUCAUCUUGUAUGUUGUAACUAAACUAAAACUUUGCUACUUUUCGAUAGAUGGAGCUUAUGUGUUUGUAAUAAAAAUAUUAAGGGUUUCCACAAAUUUAUAUAUAUAAAAUCGG
Pieris rapae (cabbage white) is the source of this 776-nucleotide messenger RNA. RefSeq names its product vitamin K epoxide reductase complex subunit 1 (gene Vkor). Gene Ontology annotation, molecular function: vitamin-K-epoxide reductase (warfarin-sensitive) activity. Gene Ontology annotation, biological process: vitamin K metabolic process; peptidyl-glutamic acid carboxylation. The transcript has 4 exons. Lineage: Eukaryota; Metazoa; Arthropoda; Insecta; Lepidoptera; Pieridae. The record is from RefSeq and is a predicted model, not a curated record. The coding region runs from base 144 to 611 and encodes 155 amino acids.